This is a messenger RNA of Pundamilia nyererei, 1389 nucleotides long. It is a transcript of the gene bco2b, whose product is annotated as beta-carotene oxygenase 2b. Gene Ontology annotation, cellular component: mitochondrion. Gene Ontology annotation, molecular function: beta-carotene 15,15'-dioxygenase activity; carotenoid dioxygenase activity. The record is from RefSeq and is a predicted model, not a curated record. Bases 127 to 1389 code for a protein of 420 amino acids. The transcript has 10 exons. Lineage: Eukaryota; Metazoa; Chordata; Actinopteri; Cichliformes; Cichlidae. Gene Ontology annotation, biological process: carotene catabolic process; retinal metabolic process.
UACCUUCAGGCAGCAAAACACCUCAACGCAUGUCAGGCCAGAAGGACAGUAUAAAAUCAGGAGUCAGCGUACGAACCAGCAGCAUCUCAGAAGAGAGACUAAGCUACAGAAGGCUUAACCACAGCCAUGGAUACUGUCAAACAUCAGAAAAAGAAUACUUCAGCACUCAAAAAAUCUAAGUCUGUGAAGAACAUCAAUCAUUACACAAAUGUACACGGUCUGCCUUCUAUCGAGAAGAUUGUGAGCUCAGUGGAGGACACCCCCAGGCCCAUCAGCACCCAGAUCGUUGGUACAAUCCCAGAAUGGAUCAAAGGAAACUUCCUGAGAAAUGGGCCCGGAAAGUUUGAGAUCGGAAACCACAAAUUUAACCACUGGUUUGAUGGCAUGGCUCUCAUGCACCAGUUCAAAAUAUCAAAUGGGCAAGUGACUUACAAAAGCCGCUUCCUAUCCAGCGACAGCUACCAGACCAACAAGGAGCAUAAUCGCAUUGCUAUAUCUGAGUUUGGGACUGUAACCAUGCCGGACCCCUGUAAAAAUGUCUUCCAGCGCUUCCUGUCAAGAUUUGAAUCACACAAGCCCACAGACAAUGCCAAUGUGAGUUUUGUGACCUACAAAGGUGACUAUUAUGUCAGUACAGAAACCAACAUCAUGCACAAGGUGGACCCUGACACACUGGAGACUGAAAAGGUGGACUGGAGCAAAUUCAUUGCUGUGAAUGGAGCCACAGCACACCCUCAUACUGAGCCUGAUGGUACGACAUACAACAUGGGAAAUUCCUACACCUCGAAAGGAUCAUACUACAACAUUAUCCAAGUGCCACCAACCAAGAAAACAGAAGAUGAAACCCUGGAGGGAGCCACAGUGCUGUGCUCGAUUCCUUCAGUGGACAAGACCAAACCUUCAUACUAUCACAGCUUUGCAAUGUCUGAGAACUACGUGGUGUUCAUUGAACAGCCCAUCAAGCUGGACCUGCUGAAGAUUGUGACAGGCAAGCUAAGAGGAAAAAGUAUCAGUGAUAGCAUAUUGUGGGACCCCAAACUCAACACAAUCUUCCAUCUGAUCCACAAACACUCUGGGAAGGUAAGCUCCAUCAAGUAUCUUGCAAAGCCACUAUCAACCUUCCAUCAGAUCAAUGCAUUUGAGGAGGAUGGAUUCUUGAUCAUAGAUUUGUGUGCAUCAGAUGAUGGCCAGUUUGCCACCAGCAUCAAUUCCCCAGAGCGUGCCAGUAUCCAGCUUGGUUCCUGUAAGGUUGGUGGCCUGGGGAAUCAAAGACACCAUCCGACACGGGGCAAGACCUCCCAGGAGGCAGUUCGUCCCUGCCUCCCCCUGCACCACGGUGCUCCAUUGGAGUCACACGUCCAAGUUCUCAUGUUAUCCCGGCUUGAGUAG